Trichophyton benhamiae CBS 112371 is the source of this 1572-nucleotide messenger RNA. RefSeq lists its product as uncharacterized. The record is from RefSeq and is a predicted model, not a curated record. Lineage: Eukaryota; Fungi; Ascomycota; Eurotiomycetes; Onygenales; Arthrodermataceae. The transcript has 2 exons. The coding region runs from base 1 to 1572 and encodes 523 amino acids.
AUGGUACCAUCCGACUCGUCUCGUCGAGCUGAUUCCAAAUCUGCCCUCAUAUGCCAAAAUUACAACCGGGACUCAGGUCGCUUUCAGGAUAUCUGCCCUGCCCACCUAUCCCAUGAUACCCCCGAUACGGCCUCCAGAGUCCGUAUUUUUCGCUCAGAAAAGUGGGAGGCACCUUCCCCGGAGCUGCAUUUGCCUCCAAAACAACCAAAUGGAGCAAUAUAUCCUGCCUGGAUAGGGAAUUUCGGGCCGUCUCUCCUUCUCUUUUCUGAGCUGCUCCUGCUCAAAACCAUGCAGAAUUGCCUGUUGAAGAAGGACCCAGAGCCGCCGGACGGGUAUAUUGAUUCUCUCCCAGCCCAAAUUGGCCGUCUUUUUUUCUCUUUUCUUUCCCUCACGCUUGCGUCUUCUGCUGACUACUGCUCGUACGAACGUACUGCUAGUGCUCACGCUGAUUCUCUUGCUGCUCCUGCUGCUCUCUUGCUUGCCUCGGCUCGAUCUUCUCUUCUCUUCUCCAACUCCCUCCUAUCUCCGGCGGUCGCCCGACCACCCCCUAACCUCCGACCUUUCCUUACUGUCUUCUGUUUUUUUUGUUCACCAUGCUGUUCGUGUUGUCUGUUGCUGGUCUUCUUGCUGUUUUUCUCUACUACAAAGGUACGUCCCGUUUCUUCUGACCGUGUCCGCUGCUGGCCCCGCUGCUUGCCCUCCCGUUGUCGUCGUCAUCGUCGUCGUCUGUUCUUCCGUGUUCGCUCCCCUGUUGUAGAGCCGGUUGCUGUAGAGCUUCCAGCUACUCCCUCCCCCGUGUGUUCUGUUGCUUCGUCCCCGUUUAUUUUGUCCCCUGUGUCUUCUGCUGUUUCGUCCCCUUUCCUUUUGUCCCCUGUGUCUUCUGCUUCUUCUUCCCCUUUCCUUUUGUCCCCUGUUUCUUCUGCUUCUUCUUCCCCUUUUCUUUUGUCUCCUGUUGAUAGUGUUGUUUCUUCCCCCUUUGUUUUGUCCCCUGUUGAGUCUGUUGCUUCUUCCCCCUUUAUUGUAUCCCCUGUUGAGUCUGGCGUUUCUUCCCCUUUCCUUUCUUCCCCCUUGUCUGAGCGUUCUGUUUCUUCCCCUGUUCCCCCUGUUGAGUUGAGCGUUCGUCUUGCUGCGUUGCGUGCCCGCGUUCUUGCUCUUUCUUCUGGUCCAGCAGCGGACCAUACCCCCCUUUCUGCCCCUGCCCCCUCCCGCCGUGUUGCACGUAUCCGCCAAGGGGUUCCCUUGGUGGUGCGUCCAACACGGAUUCCCACUCCCGUUCCCUCCCGCGUCUUCUCUGCCCUCCCGCUAGUGCUUGAAAGAGACGCACGCCCCUUCGCUGAGACUCUAGGUCCCGUCGCCGCAACACCCAUGGACAUCCGGAACAUCCUUCGCGCCCAAAGACUGGUCGCCAACGUCGCUGCUGAGGCACGCAGCUCCAACUCUUUACCAAGAAAGAGUGCUUUGCGAACCACCACCAGCGUGGAAAACACCAAGCGAGUCAGUUUUCACGAAGCUGUCACCGUUGUGAAUGUCGAGAAGUGGGUGGUGCCUGGUGUGCACUCAGCUCUCAACUAG